Pieris macdunnoughi is the source of this 1632-nucleotide messenger RNA. Lineage: Eukaryota; Metazoa; Arthropoda; Insecta; Lepidoptera; Pieridae. The record is from the annotation of a GenBank genome assembly.
AUGAGCAGUGUGAGGUCGCGUUGGUGUCUAGUAGGCAGUGUGUUCGCGGCGCUGGUGGUGGGCGCGCUGGUGGCGGUGCUGGUGCUGCAACCGUGGUCCAGCCCUGACCACCCGCGCUACCCACGGGCCGUCGUCGCUGCCAAUGGCAUUGAGUGCGCUGCUAUAGGCCGGAGCAUAUUGGAAAGAAAUGGUACAGCGGUGGAUGCUGCUAUUGCGACGUUAUUCUGUGAGGGCCUAGGUUGUUCGCAAUGUAUGGGUCUUGGCGGGGGCUUCUUGGCCACCGUCUACGACGCACCUACGGGGAGAGUCCGAGUGCUGAACGCCAGGGAGAGAGCUCCAGCGGCAACGUAUUCAGACAUGUUCGCGAACGCAUCUUCCCAAGUAGGUGGUCGCGCGAUCGCCGUGCCAGGGGGAAUUGAAAGGCUACGGCGCGCUCUACCGAGAAUACGGCCGAUUGCCCUGGAAGGAGCUGGUCAAGCCGGCAGCAGACCUCGCCCGGAACGGACACCGCGUCAGCGAAUAUAUGGGACGCGUACUCAAGUCUUACAGCGAUCGGAUUCUCGCCGAACCGUCUUUCAGCGAAGUAUACAUGAACCCAGCAACCGGGGAGCUCUCGUGAGAGAUAUAGAGAAUUUCGGUGGCAUCAUUACAGAAGACGACUUCAGGAAUUACAGAACAGAAUGGCAGGAGCCAAUCGUCGUGCGCGUAUCACCAGAGCACACUCUGUACUCAGUGCCCCUGCCAGGCUCCGGGUCAGUACUGGCCUUCAUCUUGAAUAUGCUUCGAGAGUGGGUCGGUACGGGAUCAGACGCGCCAGUCGACAGUAACCUUUAUUGGCAUCGUAUUGUGGAGACCUUCAAGUUCGCCUACGCGCGCCGAACCGGCCUGGGAGAUCCUAGCCGCACCAAUCUGCCGUUUAGCAUCGCUGAGUUGGAACGCAAUUUGUCUACGCCUGAGUGGGCAGUAGAGCACAGAGCUAAAGUGGACGACACUCGCACAUUUUCAGAUUGGAGAUACUAUGGUGCAAUGUUUGAAGGUGCCGACGACCACGGCACUGCGCAUAUUAUUGUUGUCGCACCAGAUGGUAGUGCCGUAUCUGCUACAAGUACUAUUAACUAUAUAUGGGGCUCACAGCGCCGUUCAAGAAGCACAGGAAUCAUAUUAAACAAUGAAAUGGAUGACUUCGCUAUUCCCAAUCGGGAAUCAGUAUACGGCAUGCCUCCCUCCCCUGCUAACAUUAUUAGCCCGGGUAAACAACCGCUCAGCUCUAUGGCACCGAGUAUUGUACUACGAAAUAAUGACACGGUGGACUUGAUACUUGGUGGCGCCGGUGGAACGAAGAUCACGACUCAAGUUGCAUUGCUAACAAUGCAUACGCUUCUCGAAGACAGUGAAUUGCCCGAGGUCAUGAAGAGGCCGCGUCUACAUCACCAACUCAUUCCCAUGGAAAUAGAGUAUGAAGAAAAGUUCGACCCAGCAGUGAUUUCUUCUUUACGUGCCCGCGGUCACGUGACCACCAGCCGUGGCCCAACGGCGGGUUUCGCGGCUAUGGUGGCGGCUAUGAGAGAUAGCGGCGACUAUUUUGUACCGCAGACUGAUAGCAGACGAAUAGGCAGUGUGGACGGAUUUUAG